Molecule: messenger RNA, 642 nt
Organism: Coffea arabica (coffee)
Lineage: Eukaryota; Viridiplantae; Streptophyta; Magnoliopsida; Gentianales; Rubiaceae
Source: RefSeq, a predicted model, not a curated record
AUGAGGAACUGUCUCCGUUGCGGAAGUUCCGAGCAUCAAAUCGCCACCUAUCCUGUUAAAAAUCUUGAAAAAAAUGAGGGUGUGCAGCCGGAGAAGUCAAACCCUAAGCAACAAACUGCUAGUAGGAGUAGACCGAAAACCUCUGCUAGGGUUUUUGCCUUGGACUAUCAGCGAGCUCCCGAAUUAUCUGAGGUAGUGGAAGGUACGAUCUCUGUAUUCCACCGCUUAGCUAAGCUUUUAAUUAACCCUGAGGCAACCCAUUCUUUUGUGAAUCCUGCCUUUAUGUGUGGUAUUGAUGUGAAUCCUGUUAAAUUGCCCUAUGAUUUAGAAGUUAGAAUACCUACUGGGGAUCAAAGCCUAGUUGCCAAUAUGGUCUAUAAAAAUUGUGAGAUUUGGGUAGGAGAACGGAAGUUGGUGGUAGACCUGAUAAAUCUAGACCUCAAGGGGUAUGACGUGAUUAUAGGCAUGAAUUGGUUGGCCUGUUAUAAUGCUCAAUUGAACUGUAAAACUAAAGUGGUAGAGUUCUCUAUACUCGGAAAGGCAACUCUAAGACUGGAUGUGAGAGGUAGAUUAGCCUCGUUUGCAUUUGUUUCGAAAAUUCGAGUUAGGAAAUUAUUAAGUAAAGGGGCGCAGAGUUACUAA